CGCCUCUGUGGUGCCCGGAAGUGACGUCGCGCACACAGGUCCGGUAUCCGUGGCAGCGGCCGCGGUCGGCGUCGGCCCGGGGCGCAGUGCACGGCGGCCAGGAGGGCAGCUAUGGCCAAGGAUGUCCUGGGGGAGGCGGGGCUGCACUUCGACGAGCUCAACAAGCUGCGUGUGUUGGACCCGGAGGUUAUGCAGCAGACCACAGAGCUCAAGGAGGAGUGCAAGGACUUUGUGGGCAAGAUUGGCCAGUUUCAGAAAAUAGUUGGUGGUCUAAUUGAGCUGGUGGACCAACUUGCAAAGGAAGCUGAAAAUGAGAAGAUGAAGGCCAUUGGCUCUCGGAACUUGCUCAAAUCUAUAGCAAAACAACGAGAAGCCCAGCAGCAGCAACUCCAGGCUCUCAUAGCAGAGAAGAAGAUGCAGCUGGAGAGGUAUCGUGUUGAAUACGAAGCUUUGUGUAAAGUAGAAGCAGAACAAAAUGAAUUUAUCGACCAAUUUAUUUUUCAGAAAUGAACUGAAGAUUUCCCUUUUGUAGGACAAAGGUAGAAAGAAAAAAGUCCCCUAAACAAAAAAAAAAAAACCUCCUCUGUCCCAUUAGAGUGACUGGACCAGGUCCCGGGAGCCAGUAGCCCCACAGGCAUGUGUUCACAAUCCCGUGUCUUCGCCCCUGCCAUCCACCUGAACUGAGCAGGCCACACACCUUGACUCUUGUAAACUCAGCUUUGGAAAGCAAUAAAUUAUUUUCAUGUGG
Molecule: messenger RNA, 748 nt
Organism: Ochotona princeps (American pika)
Lineage: Eukaryota; Metazoa; Chordata; Mammalia; Lagomorpha; Ochotonidae
Gene: IFT20
Product: intraflagellar transport 20
Exons: 5
Coding region: 112-510 (132 amino acids)
Biological process (GO): intraciliary transport; centrosome localization; protein localization to cilium
Cellular component (GO): Golgi apparatus; intraciliary transport particle B; centrosome
Source: RefSeq, a predicted model, not a curated record